This is a messenger RNA of Glycine soja, 3702 nucleotides long. Its product is annotated as WAT1-related protein At3g18200-like. The record is from RefSeq and is a predicted model, not a curated record. Gene Ontology annotation, cellular component: plasma membrane. Gene Ontology annotation, molecular function: transmembrane transporter activity. The coding region runs from base 2264 to 3343 and encodes 359 amino acids. The transcript is spliced from 7 exons. Lineage: Eukaryota; Viridiplantae; Streptophyta; Magnoliopsida; Fabales; Fabaceae.
CAUGUUCAUUCGAUUUGUAUAUAAUGUGGGUUAAUAAAAUUAAACAAACUCUUGAAUUAAAAAAGUAAACAAAGUCCUCAAUACAAGUUCUUAUGUGAUUAAUGAGUGAUCACCAACCUAGUUAAGAGUGCGGUGUCAACUUUUCGUGAUAGAGACAUAAAAUUAACAUAUGCCAAUCACCAUUGAAUUAUUAUUCAUUUUAAAAAUAAGUAGGACAAACACAUUAAUUUGAUAACAAAUCGAAUAAGCUGCGAUUUGGACACAGCAUGUGGGCAUAUAUGGUUUUGUUAACUGAAAUUUGAUAUCGAUUAGCAGUCGUAUGCCAGUCACUUGUUUCUUUUUCUUUAAGUUAGUUACACUGUCUAAUUAAAAUGAAAUUCGUUGAACAUUCAAGUAAUUGUUGCAAGUAGUUUCCAAUCUGAAUAGAAGUGCUUGGCUCUACCAAACCCCUAUUACCACAGUUGUGCCAAAAAAAAAAAAACACUACAAUUGAAUGUAGAAAAGUAAAAACUGAUAGACUUUGCCUUCUAUUUGAGUAGAUUAAUGCAACAAGAUGAAAAACAACGAGUCUAAAUUUUAGUAGUGGACGGUGAAUUGGUUUUAAAAGGAUUGACAUUUGGCAGAGAGAUAGAUGUAGCCAAUCAUAAUGCCAUAAUAUAUUAAAGUAUGCAAUCAAAAUAAAUGAACUUUGCUACCAGCGAAUCACAUAUUAGUUAGUGAUUUUAUAAUUUAUUAAACAAAUCUUGUUGCCUCUCUCCUAUGCGGUGCAGCUGAUACAUAAUGUAUCAUCCACUAAUAGUCUCUCAAUCCCGAAUAUUCUCACACUUCUUCAAUUACAUGUUUGUUUUCUUUUUUCUUUUUUGCUUGACACUUGGAUGAACCAAUCUAACCUUAGGUUCAUGAAUAAGUACAUCGAGUCAAUAAUGUUCCUCCCAUGAUCUAGUUGAUGUAAUGAUUAAAAUUUUAUAUUCAAGGGAGUACCAACCACUGAAGAACUCUGAGAAAGCUCACUGAAAAAAGGUCUCAAAAAGAAAAAGAAAGGGUUGGAUUACCUCGUAAGGCUUAAACCCACACAUUUUCUUUCAUGUCUCACAACACUGAAUUAUUUCAAGGCUAACUAAGAUAUUUGUCUAGUAUGAAUAUAAUGCUUAGCUUUAUUUUUAUUUGUAGAAAUUGAAAACAAGUAUCAAGGUUAGUAGUUUCAUUCUUUAAAAAACCGCAUUACAUCUAAUAACAACUCAAUAAAAAACAUCAAUUCGUGGAAAAGAUUGUCUCUGCUACAAAAGAAGACCAAAAGAAAAACUCAAGCAAUUUAUGCCAAUUUUCAGGGCAACAUGGAAAGUUUAAUCAUAAAAUAUACCUAGUUGUAAACAGUAGCACAUGCAUCUUUGAUUCAUAUUUUCAUUAUUCCCCUCAUUUAAAAGCAUUCAAAAGAAUCAUUGAGUCUGGAGCAGCCAAUCAUCAUCAUUAUCAUGGUUGAUAUGUGGCUUCAAAUUUUAUGUAAGAAAAAUAAUCAAAUCUCUGUUGGAUUAGAUUUAUGAGAAUAGAAAAAAAAAAGUUAAACUAUUCAUAUGGCUCUUAUAAUUAUAUUUAUUUUGAGUUUUAGCCUCUAUACUUGAAAAUGAUAAGUUUUUUAUCUCUACAUAUGCAUAAAAGUUAAGUUUUGGUCCUUAAUACUAACAUCAGACAACAAUCUCUGACAGUAUAAAACCACUAUAAAAACUUUUUGGCAGUGAUAAACUGCUACAAAAACUGUGUAAGGACUAUAAUGUAUAAUUUUCUUAUAUGGGAAUUAAAACUUAAAAUGAGGACAACUAUAAGAGCUAAAUGAAUAGAUUAACAUAAAAAUAAUGCAAUGAUUAAUCUCUACAAAAGAUAGAGAGUUGGGACAGCGGUCUAAUAAACAUAGUAUGAAAAAGGGAUGGUGGGAACAUGUUCAUUCAAAUGAUAGAGGUUGGUUACUCUCUAGCUACCAGAGUAACGUGAUGCACCUUGACUCUGUCUCACUAAAUUAUUCAAUUCAAAGUCAACGAGAGCAAAAUAAAUUGUAUUAUAUCCAAGAUUUUGUAGUGCAUGAAUAACUUAGCGUGUAUUUUAAACGUUUACAUAUCUUAGUAGCAGCUAUUCCGAUACAUCAAACAACAUAACUAACUACUGAUGUUAACAAUAACAAGAGAUUUAAAAUACUAUAUUCCUUCAACAUUUUUCUCUCUAUAUAAGCACCUUUCACUCUUAUAUCCCCUCAUCAACAAGUUAUACAAGAAUGGCUAGUGUUGUGACAGAGAAAGUGAAGCUUCUUGUGGCAUUGCUUACCCUGCAGUUGUGCUUUGCAGGAUAUCACAUUGUGUCUAGACUUGCACUAAAUAUUGGAGUCAGCCAAGUCGUUUACCCCGUUUACCGAAAUUUGAUUGCCUUGCUUUUGUUGAGCCCAUUUGCUUAUGUGUUAGAGAAGAAUCAAAGACCACCCCUCACUUUAUCUUUACUUGUUCAGUUCUUCCUACUUGCAUUACUGGGGAUCACCGCAAACCAAGGGUUUUACUUGUUGGGAUUAUACUAUGCUUCUCCAACUUUUGCUUCUGCCUUGCAAAACUCGGUUCCUGCAAUUACUUUUAUCUUGGCCUUGGCUUUAAGGCUUGAAGAAGUCAACAUCACAAGGAGAGAUGGAUUGGCAAAAGUUCUUGGAACCAUUGCCAGUGUGGGGGGUGCCACAGUAAUAACUCUAUACAAAGGUCCUCCUCUUCUUCACCUGCAGAUGGACCAGAUACAAGGAGACACUUUAGAAGUAGAUCAGUCAACAAAAGUUCAAAAUUGGACUUGGGGUUGCAUAUACUUGCUUGGACAUUGUUUAUCAUGGGCUGGCUGGAUAGUUUUUCAGGCUCCUGUGGUGAAGAAGUAUCCAGCAAAACUAACCCUCACCUCUUUUACAUGCUUCUUUGGAUUGAUCCAAUUCUUGAUCAUAGCAGCCUUUGCAGAAAAUGACUUGGAAAAUUGGAAGAUACAAUCACUAGAGGAGCUUUUUAUCAUUCUAUAUGCUGGAAUUAUAGCAUCCGGCGUUGUCAUAUCUCUCCAAACAUGGUGUAUUCAAAAGGGUGGUCCUGUGUUUGUUGCUGUCUUCCAGCCAGUGCAAACUAUUCUAGUUGCUGUCAUGGCAGCACUAAUUCUUGGUGAUCAGCUAUACUCUGGAGGGCUUAUUGGUGCAAUUCUCAUUGUGCUUGGUCUAUACUUGGUCCUUUGGGGCAAAAACAACGAAAAAAAAGUGACUGAGCCAUCACUAACAAACCCCUUGCUUAAGGCAGAGGAAGAGAAUAAAGAAACGGUUUCUGUUCCAAAAGACAUACCAUGACAUGACAUAUCCAUCUGUUGACUGAUGACUGAGGCAAACUAUCUAGUUCUGGUUUUAAGUAUUUGAACAACCAGUUAACCACUGAUAUAUGGUCCUGGUUAGCAGCAUUUCAAGUGAUAUAACCAAAAUUAUUAGAGUCAGAGUGCUCAAGGCUAAGUUGGGUUGAGGAAUAAAGCCUGCUGGUGCGUUUUAUUUGUUUUUUGUUUUUAUCAGAGAAGCUAAUUCAUUGACCUUUGCUUACAAGGUCAAAUAUGUAGGCAAUGUUAGCAUAUGUGUCAUGUCAAUGAUACAAACAAGACUCUAUGAGCUGUACAUUAGAUUGACUAUACAUGAAUACUACGGCUAUUGACAAGUUUUCA